AUGUCAUCUAGCGUUACCAGUGCCAUAUCUAAUCUUCUGAAAGUUAAGCAAGUAAAGUCAUGGAGUCGAGAGAAUUUUAAAAAGUUUAUGCAAGAGAACAGAGCUAGUUUAGAUCUUGAAGACGGAGAUAUUGAUAACAUAUAUAAUCAGAGGAUUGAUAGUGCGACUUUUCUUGAGUUAACUCAAGAAGAUCUUACGGGGAUGAGAACUCUUCUUGAAUCAGCAAAAAAAAUCGUUAAAUUGAUCAAAGAAAUUCAAGGAGCAGGCACUUCAAAAUCACCUACCAGUCUUGUGUCCGUUUUUGUGAACAACUCAAACUUAUUUAUCGAAGAAAAGUUUACUGUAAGUCAAUUAGAAUCUGCAGGCACCUUUGAUCAACAAAGAAAUUCUCACUACCUCAACCAGCUCCAUAUCAACCAUGGUCGUCUUCUAUCAGCGGAUCAGAAUGUAAGUCAAGGUUAUGAUGUAGUCAUGUUUGAUCAAAAUAUAGAAAAUAAAGAAAAGAAAGUUGAUAUGGAACUAGGUGCUUCUGCAAUGGAUGUUAUCUGGACUAGGGAUCCUGGUAUAUUUGUUUUAGUUUCUGAAGAUGGAGUAUCUGGUGAUCUCACAGAAUGUUUCUCCUCGUUCUAUCCUUUGGAUAAUUACUAUAAAUACUUUACAUAUGCAUAUAGACAAGACCCCGUUGGGAAAAAUCAUAUCCUUGAAAUAACAGAUGGUGAAAUGGUUGGAAAUUGGAAGGGUGAAGAAGUAAAAAAUUGGAUGGAGUCUAAACAUUCUGAUAUAAAGGUUUGGGAAAUGCCAGAAAUAAAAAGAAGAAGUUGGGUAGUUGGAUAG
Funneliformis caledonium is the source of this 834-nucleotide messenger RNA. NCBI's taxonomy places the organism in Eukaryota, Fungi, Glomeromycota, Glomeromycetes, Glomerales, Glomeraceae. The record is from the annotation of a GenBank genome assembly.